Messenger RNA from Sphenostylis stenocarpa, 1107 nucleotides. The record is from the annotation of a GenBank genome assembly. NCBI's taxonomy places the organism in Eukaryota, Viridiplantae, Streptophyta, Magnoliopsida, Fabales, Fabaceae.
AUGUUUCGCUUCUUCUUCAUCUCUCUCACGUUUCUCUGCCUCCUCCCUCUCACCCUCCCCCACCCCUGCAUCGGCAUCACCUACUCCGCCCCCAGCGCAUCCACUAACCACCCCUCCCAGGCGGCGGAGCGCAUCUCCACUGCCCUCCGGCAGAUGAACGCGAGAUCCCUCCGGCUGGAAGACGCUGACCCCUCCAUCACCCGGAGCCUCCUAUACACGAACACCACGCUCUUCCUCACCAUCCCCAACUACAUGGUCUCGCAAAUGGCCCAAAACCUCUCGGUAGCACAGUCCUGGCUGUACACCCACGUUGUCCCAUUCUAUCCACGUGUCAAAAUCACGACCAUCUCAGUAGGCAACGCCUUCCCGGACGUGCACCCGGAAUCCCUGAACGACCUCCUCCCCGCAAUCUCUAACGUCCAUGUGUCCCUCCGCGACCUCGGCAUCCGCAAGAUCAAGGUGUCCACGUCAUUCUCCUUCGUCACCGCCCUGUCAUCCCCGUUCCCUCCCUCAAACGCACAGUUUCAAGAACCACCAGGGGUCACACUCUUCGGUCCACUUCUCCAAUUCUUGCAGGACACAAAUUCCUCGUUCUUGAUCAACCUCUACCCUUACAACCUCUACCGUUUGAACCCUGAGAUCCCCCUCGGCAUCGCGCUCUUCCAAGAAUACCCCUUCAACUUCCGCGACGACUUCACCACCGGCGUCCGCUACCGAAACCUCUUCGACGUCAUGGUCGACGCCGUCAUCUCCGCCCUUGCCGUUGCCGGCUACGAGAGCGUCCCCCUCGUCGUCACCGAAACCGGCUGGCCCAGCUUCAGCUCCUCCGGAAACGAGUUCGACGCCAACCUCGGGUACGCCGAGAUUUACCUCAAGGGCCUCGUCAAACACCUCAAGACUGGAAUGGGAACGCCGUUACUCAAGGACGGUGUACGCGAGGUUUUUGUCUACGAGAUGUUCGAUAAGGACGAAGGUAGGGAGAGGAGUUGGGGGGUUCUCUACGCUAAUGGAACCGCCAAGUUCCGCGUCGAUUUUUCGUGUUCCUCUCUUGCCUCUCAUGUUCGUGUGGCGGUGAUCAUCGUUUUCUUGCUUUUCGUUAUUGUGUGA